AUGGCCGGUAUUAAAAGGCCUGUCGAAUCCAAGGAGGAUCGCAAUGGAAAGCGGACCAAAACCAAGCAGGGCUCCGCACCCGCGAAAAAGUCCAAGGUUGAUUCGGUGAAGACUUCAGGAUCGAAAAGGGACCUGAAGCCCAGCAAGUCGGACAAGAAGGCUUCGAAGAAAGAGCCCAAGAAGAAGGCCCAGAAGGAGGAAUCGGAAGACGAGGACGAUUUCGACAUUGACGAUGUGUCUGAUUCUGGCGAUGAUGGACUCGACGACCUUGAGGAUAUUCCUGAGGGUGAUGUUGACAUGGAGGAUGCUAGCGAAGAGGCUGAAGGUGACGAGGAGGAUAGCCACGAGGAACCUGGCAAGAAUGGAGAAGUCGUCAAGAACAACAACAACAACUCGCGCGAGUCACACAUUAAGCAGAAGGCCCUCCAGCAAGAGCGCAAAGCCGCCAAGCCCAACGCCGAUAUGAUUGCCCGUUCCAAGAAACUGUGGGAGCUAUUGCGUCGCAAGUCUCACGUCCCACUUGAGCAGAGGAAGAAGCUUGUCAAGGAACUGUUUGAGAUUAUUGACGGCCGCGUGCGGGAUUUCGUCUUUAAGCACGACUCUGUACGUGUUAUCCAAACCGCACUGAAAUACGGCAAUCUCGAGCAGCGAAAGAAGAUCGCGCAGGAGUUGAAGGGUAGCUAUAAGGAGCUCGCGCAAAGUCGCUAUGCGAAGUUCUUAGUCGGAAAGUUGAUUGUACACGGCGAUACCGAAACAAAGGAUUUAAUUAUCCCGGAGUUCUAUGGACACGUCAAGCGAUUGAUCCGUCAUCCCGAGGGAUCGUGGAUUCUCGACGAUAUCUACCGCACAGUUGCAAGCAAGGAGCAGCGCACAAGGCUUUUGCGCGAGUGGUACGGUCCCGAAUUCGUUCUCUUCCAAGAUGACAAGGAGAAGUCGGCCGAUCUCACCAAGAUUCUCGAGGCUUAUCCCGAGCGCCGCGCGCCAAUCAUGAACUUCCUGCGCGAGCUGAUCAACCAGCUGAUUCAGAAGAAGAGCACUGGUUUCACGAUGUUACAUGAUGCUAUGUUACAGUAUUUCCUGGCCACCAAGCCCGGCAGCACUGAAGCGAAUGAAUUCAUUGAAUUGAUCAAAGGUGACGAGGAGGGAGAUUUGGCCAAGAACCUGGCGUUCACUCCGUCGGGCUCGAGGGUGAUGAGUCUUGCCUUUGCCUACGCUAGUGCCAAGGACCGAAAGCUGCUUCUCCGAUUCUACCGAGACACCGUCAAGGUUAUGGCUGGUGAUCUCCAUGGCCACAUGGUCCUGCUUGCGGCCUACGAGGUCAUCGAUGAUACCAAGCUGAGCGCGAAGUCUAUUUUCCCGGAGUUAUUGAACCAGAAUGACAGCGAGGAUGCUCGUCACGAUGAGUUAGUGUAUCAAGUGACUGAUCUCACUGCCCGAAUUCCCGUGUUGUUUCCCUUCGCGGGUGACCGUGCGAAGUGGUUGCUGCCCGAGUUGGAUCAGAAGAUUCUCAAGGAGGUCCGUGAUAUUAGACAGGAAACCUCCAAGAAGGACGCGACCGUCCGUCGCCAGGAGCUCGUCAAGGCUGCGUCCCCUACGCUCCUGGAAUUUAUCGCUGCUCGCGCAGAGACGCUUAUGGGGAGCUCAUUUGGGUGUCAGUUCAUCUCCGAAGUUUUGUUUGAAGCGGACGGCGACAAGAAUGCGGCUCUCGCUGCUGUCGCCAAGGCUGCAGGCACCAAGUCCGAGACACGGGAUGCAGUGGCGUUUGGCCGCCUACUCAAAUCCCUUGUCCAGGGUGGUCGAUUUAACCCUGCCCAGAAGACCGUCGAGAAGGUCCAGCCCCCAUUAAAUUUCCACGGAUUGCUGUACGAGCAGAUCGCGGACGAGAUUGUGGAGUGGGCCACCAGUGACAAUGUGUUUGUGAUUGUCGCCCUUGCCGAGUCUGACGAUUUUGAGAAGCAGCAGGAGCUGCUCAAGACCCUGAAGAAGAACAAAAAGGCCCUUGAGAAAGCGGCACAAUCGGGCGAGGGCGAGAAGCCCGGCCCCACCAGCAGUGGUGCUAAGCUGCUCCUCAAGAAGCUAUGA
Molecule: messenger RNA, 2082 nt
Organism: Penicillium chermesinum
Lineage: Eukaryota; Fungi; Ascomycota; Eurotiomycetes; Eurotiales; Aspergillaceae
Exons: 2
Coding region: 1-2082 (693 amino acids)
Biological process (GO): regulation of translation
Cellular component (GO): nucleolus
Molecular function (GO): mRNA binding
Source: RefSeq, a predicted model, not a curated record